AUGUUCAACUGUUUACGCUUAACCACGUGCGCUGGUCGAAGUGCUACCAGUAGUUUAAGCAAAUGUUCCGCGUUUAAAACAAUAAGCCCCGUCAGAUCAAUCGUUACUGAAUCACUGCUAGUCAAACCUACUUUAAGGGGAUUUACCGUUCGUGAUACAACAAAGCAAAGCCUGCUAACGAUAUGCAGAACAUUCCGCACUCCCAUCAGUCGUUACUGCACCAAAACAUCUGUAUCUGAAAAGGGCAGCAAAUCCGUAGGAUACUGGCUACUCGGAUGCAGCGGAAUGGUCUUCGUCGCCGUCGUUCUAGGUGGAGUUACCCGACUCACAGAAUCCGGAUUAUCAAUGGUCACGUGGAAACUACUGGGAGAGAAAAUGCCCAGGACGGACGCAGAAUGGCGUGAGGAAUUCAACCGCUAUCAACAAUUUCCCGAAUUUAAACUCAAAAACCAAGACAUAACGCUCCAGGAGUUUAAAUUGAUCUGGUUCAUGGAAUACGGGCAUCGCAUGUGGGGUCGGGCGAUAGGAGCGUUCUUCGCGAUACCCGCGGUCUACUUUUGGAGUAAAGGAUAUUUUAACAAGGCGAUGAAAACUCGUGUGCUUGCUUUCGGUACCCUGAUCGGAAUACAGGGUUUAAUGGGUUGGUAUAUGGUAAAAUCAGGCCUAGAAGACCGAUUUCACCAAGAAAGCGACGUACCGCGCGUAUCACAGUAUCGUUUGGCCUCUCACCUUGGAUUCGCCUUUGUUUUGUAUUCGUUAUUCUUAUGGUCCGCACUAGACAAGCUACUCCCAGCACAGAAACUAAUUGGCAAUAUUCCUGCUGCUACGUUCCGUUUUAAAGGUCUUGCGCACGCUACGAAAGCGGCCGUUUUCUUUACUGCUUUGUCCGGAGCAUUCGUUGCUGGACUCGACGCAGGUUUGAUUUAUAAUUCCUUCCCGAAGAUGGCUGAUCGUUGGAUACCGAGCGACAUUUUGGCUCUUUCCCCGACGUUACGCAAUUUUACCGAAAACCCUACCACCGUCCAAUUCGACCAUCGCGUACUGGGAACCGCGACCUUAACGCUCAUCACCGGCAUGUUUCUAAUCUCACGCAGGCGACUGCUUCCGCCACGCGCUUACAAAGCUGCGACUGCCGUUGCAGCUAUGGGAUGGCUGCAGGUUGCUCUUGGCAUAACGACACUUCUUACAUACGUACCCGUCCCUCUAGCCGCUAGUCAUCAAUCCGGUUCUUUAAUAUUACUAUCGCUUGCUAUUUGGCUGACACAUGAGCUCAAACUUGUGAAGCGAUUACCCAAAUAA
This is a messenger RNA of Anopheles nili, 1299 nucleotides long. RefSeq names its product cytochrome c oxidase assembly protein COX15 homolog. Gene Ontology annotation, molecular function: oxidoreductase activity, acting on NAD(P)H, heme protein as acceptor. The record is from RefSeq and is a predicted model, not a curated record. Gene Ontology annotation, biological process: heme A biosynthetic process. Gene Ontology annotation, cellular component: mitochondrial inner membrane. NCBI's taxonomy places the organism in Eukaryota, Metazoa, Arthropoda, Insecta, Diptera, Culicidae. The transcript has 4 exons. Bases 1 to 1299 code for a protein of 432 amino acids.